Molecule: messenger RNA, 5059 nt
Organism: Pezoporus occidentalis (night parrot)
Lineage: Eukaryota; Metazoa; Chordata; Aves; Psittaciformes; Psittacidae
Gene: MTMR8
Product: myotubularin related protein 8
Exons: 14
Coding region: 125-2017 (630 amino acids)
Biological process (GO): phosphatidylinositol dephosphorylation
Cellular component (GO): cytoplasm; membrane; nuclear envelope
Molecular function (GO): phosphatidylinositol-3,5-bisphosphate phosphatase activity; phosphatidylinositol-3-phosphate phosphatase activity
Source: RefSeq, a predicted model, not a curated record
CGCGAGAUUUGGGACGGGACGGGGCGGGGCGGGGCAGGCGCUGCCCCGUGCAAAUGGCGGCGCGGAGGCCGGGCCGCGCGGGCGCGCUGAGGUAAAGUAGGGGCAGGCGGGCGGUGGUGCCGUCAUGGAGCACAUCACCACGCCGAAGGUUGAAAAUGUGAAAUUACUAGAUCGCUACACAAAUAGGAAGGCAGCAAAUGGGACGUUAUAUCUGACAGCCACCCACCUUAUCUAUGUAGAUGCCUCUGCUGAUGUCAGGAAAGAAACAUGGAUUCUGCACCACCAUAUUGCAACUGUAGAAAAGCUGCCUCUGACCACAGCUGGAUAUCCACUCCUCAUUCACUGCAAGAACUUCCAUGUGGCUCACUUUGUUAUUGGGCAGGAACGUGACUGUCACGAAGUUUAUACUUCAUUGCUUAAACUCUCACAACCAGCAAAACCUGAAGAACUUUAUGCUUUCUCCUAUAAUCCUAAAGUGUCUAAAGAGAGUCGGGAGAUUGGAUGGAAGCUGAUUGGUUUAAAAGUAGAUUACCAGCGUAUGGGAAUUCCAAACGACUACUGGGAACUAACAGAUGUUAAUAAAGACUAUGAGGUUUGCAACACGUAUCCUCCAGAAAUAGUGGUGCCUCGAGCUGCUAGUAAGGCAGUGGUGAUCGGGAGCUCACGGUUCAGAAGCAGGGGACGGAUUCCGGUGCUUUCUUACUUGUACAAAGAAAACAAUGCUGCCAUCUGCCGCUGUAGCCAGCCCCUGUCUGGGUUCAGCGCACGCUGUCUGGAGGAUGAACAGAUGCUGCAGGCCAUCAGAGAAGCCAACCCUGGGAGUCCCUUCAUGUAUGUUGUAGACACAAGGCCAAAGUUAAAUGCCAUGGCCAACCGAGCUGCAGGGAAGGGCUAUGAGAACGAAGAUAACUAUGAUAACAUUCGCUUUAAAUUUAUUGGCAUAGAAAACAUCCAUGUGAUGAGGAGCAGCUUGCAGAAACUGCUGGAAGUGUGUGAGAUGAAGUCCCCCUCAAUGAGUGAUUUCCUCACUGGCCUGGAGAACUCUGGUUGGUUACGGCACAUUAAGGCUGUGAUGGAUGCAGGUGUCUUUCUUGCCAAGGCUGUGAAGGAUGAGAAAGCCAGUGUGCUGGUGCACUGCUCCGACGGGUGGGACCGCACAGCGCAGGUCUGCUCCCUGGCCAGCCUCCUCUUGGAUCCCUUCUACAGGACUUUUAAAGGCUUCAUGGUCCUGAUAGAGAAGGAAUGGAUUGCAAUGGGCCACAAGUUCUCACACAGAUGUGGCCAUUUGGAUGGUGACCCCAAAGAAGUCUCCCCUGUCUUCACCCAGUUCAUUGAAUGUGUGUGGCAGCUCAUGCAGCAGUUCCCGUGCUCUUUUGAGUUCAAUGAACGUUUCCUUCUUGAAAUCCAUGACCAUGUCUACUCCUGCCAGUUUGGCAACUUCCUUGGGAACUGCCAUAAGGAGCGUGAGGAUCUGAAAAUCUUUGAGAAGACCCAUUCUCUGUGGCCUUUCCUCUUACAGAAGAAGCAGGAAUUGAGAAAUCCCUUGUACAAAGGAUUUACAGCUUACAAAGAGCUUCAACCUAACACACUACCUUUCAGUUUCCAGUUUUGGUGUGGGAUGUAUAACCGCUUUGACAAAGGAAUGCAUCCAAAGCAGUGUGUGCUGGAUUAUCUGCUAAACUGCAUGAGCCAGAAGAUGAAACUGGAGGACAAUGCAUCUGAACUGGAAAAUAAACUUCCUUUCCUCGAUGGUCCUUUGCCCAGUGAAGGCUCCUCCUUAUCUAAAGUAGGACAUACUACUUCAAAAACACCGAUGCUCAACACUCCUCAGGGUUAUGAAGGGGAACCACCUCCUGUGCUGAGCAACGGUGCCCUGAUGGGGGAUGUAGAUGUUCCAUCAGGUGUGGACCAAAAGCACAAAGAGAACCUGUCUCAUCACCGGGACCUCCAGGAUCUGAGUGACACCCCUCGUGUGUUGGACACUGAAGUGAAGGGUGGAAAACCUCAGCACCACUGAUGAGCUCUGAGAACUGAUUUCAAUGAACCAGAUGCUUGUGGUGAGGCCUGAGGGGGCCGUGCCCCCAGGAGGUGCAGAUCCUCUACCCAUGGGCAGCUGAGUGUGAGUGGUGUGUUGGCAGGGAGCUGUGCUCGCUGUAGGGCACACAGGCUGCAUUUGGUUUGGUUCCCAUCGUUUUGCAGCUGAAAUGAAGAUGAUGUGUGCAGAGCUGCCCAGGAGGCUGCCUCGAGUUCGUGCAAACGUUAUUGCUUACUGGAAACACAACGUGUUUAAGGUUCAUGACUGCUGCCAGUACUUGGUCUUUCAAGCUGAAAGAAGUCUUUUCCAAUUUACAUGGGGCUUAGGAAUUGUGUGGUGUUUACAACUGGAGUAGGAAAGAUACAAUCCAGUUACUCAGUGAUGGUGCAAGGUCAUCUUAAAAUGAUAAAAAUGUCAGUUCCUCUUAAAAUAACACUUCCUCCCUUUUCUUAGCUGUGAAUGAAUCUGCAUGGACCCUCACCCUGUGGCAGAACUGAUUCAUUUUUUUUGUUUCCUAUGCAUAUUUGUUAAACAAAACCAAACCCCCCUGUGCCUUUUUAUGGAGACCUUUUAAUGUCUACCCAUGCAAUGUUCUCUUUCUAUUCCUGUAGUGUAGAGUGUAGUAUUUGGUUGCCUUUGUAGGCAGUAUUUUUAAACCAGUUUGUUUACCUGCUCUGGCUUCUCCAGGAUCUUUGCUGAUCCCCUGAGUACAGUAGCUUCCCUCUAACCUGACCUUUCAAAGGGUAAGGACCACAUUUACUGACUGUGAGAGGGCAGCAAGCCACAAAGCCUGUGUAACCUGUGGCUUUGUGACAGAGGAAGGAUGACAAGUGAGAAAAGAUAGGGAAAAAAAUUGUAUGGAUUUUAUUAUCCCUUGUUUUAUGAUCUUGGUUAAAUUGAGGCAAGAGAGUAAUGUAAUUCAAAGCUACAUAGUCGAUGUGCUCUCCUUAUGUCCAUUGACAAGGCAGUAGUUAUAGAUCAGGGGCGUUCUGCUACUGAAAUGGGAUUUCAAAUGGUUAUUUCACAUCAUGUGCUGAGUGAUCAUAGUGCAGGUUGUCUUGGAUGUUAAAAUUAUGUGAACCUUAGAGAUGUUUUGUCUGUAUUGUCUCAUGGUGAUGAACUUUGUACUUCUGUGGAGCUGGUGACAAAACCUAACUUGGGACAUGUCCUCACAGUGAAACACAAGAGUGGAUGUCUUGGCUCAUGGCUGUGGCUCCAGCUUGGGCUCACUCUUGCUGUUAGCACUGCUUGGUUUCCUUAAACUGCAGGCAUCUCAGCUGGAGACACCAGUUCAAAGUUGGGAUUUAAAACAGAAACUUGUAUUCCAUUUAUCCAUAAGUCUGGUAGAGAAAGAGGGGCUUAUCCCAUAGGAAAAUAUUUGGUUGGGAAAGCUGUUCCUUAGUACUUGUUCUGGGCAAUCUUCUAAAGAUGUUCUUAACAGAGUUUCUUCGUGCAGCUUCACUCAAGAUGCUUUGCUGCUUUCUUCUGGAUCUUGGUGUUUCAAUUAUAUGCUGCCAUUAGGUCUUAAACCCAGGGGUUUUAUGAAAUAUAGAAACUAUAAACAUUGUCUAAGUUAACCCUCCCAGUCUGCAGUGAAAAGCAGAAACAUUCCACUAUAGCAGCAGAAAAUGCAAUAGCCAUUGCUCAUGUGCUUAUGUGGUGAAAUGACCAGGUGAGCUUCCAUGUUCAAGUAGAAAGGGAAAAAAAACCAAACAAAACUCCCCUGAGUGUCUCGCUUUGGGUAAGGAAACAGAUCUUUUAAGUAUAUCAGAAGACACCAGGAAAAAUGGCAAUACCUAAAAACAGAGUUUUUCAGUGCCUAGAAUGGCAAAGAGAAACUGGUUUUUAAUUUGCAGGUUUGUCAGUUUUAAAGCAAGGAAUGUAGUUGCUUUCAAGGUAGAACUACAGUGCAAUGAGCCAUUUAAAAACAAAGCACAAGCAGGUCUGGUUCAGGAUUUUAAUGAUGUUUGGAAUUUGUUGUGUGGCUGCAUAUCAAGAAUAGCGCGUCAUGCAACAAGGAUGUAUCUGUUUUGAAGGGUGCACUUUUCUGAAUGCAUCUUUUCUUUAUCUCAAGACAAGCAUCUGCUCUUGGGUCUCUUUGCCCUAGAAAGAGAUCUGUGAAGCUCCAAGUUACUCUACCAACCUUUUAAGUUUACCAUAUCCAUGUACUCCUGAAGUGAGGAGAUUGUACCCCAAGUGUUAAUCCAGCUGUUCCUGUUACCCAGGGCUGGGAAUCUGUUGUGAUUUCCACUGGAGGGUACUGGGGAGAUAGUUUCCCUUUUCCUCUUGGUAAUGUAAAAGCUCCAUUUGGAGCACUUUGGUUUGGAGCCUGUUUUGCAUACAUCAGCCCUGUCUUUCCUUUCUAGGUGUUAGAAGAGUAGUGGAUGGUCUUCGUAGCUUCUCAAAUAGAAAGCUCUGAAAUGGUAAAUGAGACCAAGACUGGCACUUUUCAGGACCAGGUAUUCUGGAUUUCAUCAGUCCUUGCAACAUGUUCUCUACUGAAAAUUAGAGAUUCAGGCCUGCAGUGAAUUUGACUGCUGAAGGAUUUGGACACACCACUGGUUAAUCGUAGAAAAGCAUUUUGCAGGAGGUUUCUAUACAUGUUUACACAUUGCCUUGAGUUCUGAAUUACCAUAUAUUACCUUGGAGAAAGUAUAAUCAUCUUUGCUUAUUCCUGAAACGUGAUGCUGACAUCUCCGCAUAUCCUUCUUGAUGACAAGAUUACUACAGGUGUAUAGAACUGUGAAAGAUUAUUCCGUAUACUGAAAGUAUUAGUAAGCUCUUAGUAAUCUUGCUGCUUUUGACUUCAGUAACAAAACAAUGGAUAACUUUAUACUUUGAAAUACAAGACCUAGCCAAAAUAAAAGGGUAAUGGUCUGUCUUUUUAAACCUCUCGGAUUUAAUGUAUUAAUAAUCAUUAAUGCUGGUGCUGUAAAUGUAUGGAGCUGGAAAAGAUUCCAGUGUUUCCUGUCUUUCUAUGAGCUUAUUUCUUUGCAAACCGAUUACCUGGAAGCUUUUUAGUUU